AUGCCGCCAAAACGUCAAGCCUCGACAGCAACAGUGUCUACCCCUGAAGCGUCUAUUGACCCCAUAGCCCUAGCUACUGCUAUAUCUGAGGCCUUCAAGUCCCAGGCGGUUCUUGACCUUAUCAUUCCUGCCCUUUCCGAUGCUAUAUCUCACAACCUGCACCAGGCUAUGCAGCUCGAGUUCGUCAAAAGAGAUGAACAAAUUGCGAAACUGCAGCAUGAUGUGCGCCAUCUUGAAUCGAGGAUCGAACAACAAGAACAAUACAGCCGCCGUGAUACGCUCAUUGUUCACGGCAUUCCUGAGCCAGCAUCGCCGGAGAUUGAGAAUGCUCACAAAAAAAAGAUUAUCGACGUUGCGCAACACCACCUCAGCCUGGACUUAGGCCUGAACAGUAUUGACCGCGCCCAUCGUAUCGGUUCGCGCCUGGAUAAGUCUGAAGAGAGAAUUCUGCCACUUGGCCUCAGGAUUGUUGACCUCACUUCUCCAGCAUCGGACGUGACUGUUCCUUUCCCAGGCAUUCGCUCUAAGUCGAAGCACAUGUGUAAAAUGAGACACCAAGAGCCCCAUCCAACGCCCAGGAUUCUCAAAUGGCUGCAGUCCAACUACGAGCUUGCUGAUGGUGUGUGCAUCCCGCGCAACACGCUCUAUGUCCACUACACGGACUUCUGUAAAAAGACCAGCACUCAUCCGAUGAACGCUGCAAGCUUUGGCAAGAUGAUCAGACAGAAGUUCCCGCAGUUGACGACGAGACGUCUAGGAACCAGAGGACAAUCCAAGUACCAUUAUUACGGAAUUGCAGUCCAGGAGACUUCCGAAUACUAUGAAGAAAACUACUCCAGUAAAGUUGCUGAAAGCACUUCUCACGAAGUGAGUAAAAGAGAACAUCCCAGACAGACGGUGGCCUACUCACCCCGCUGCAAGUUGGGCACACUUCUGCCACCUUUUCCUGACGUCAAGGACAUCAAGCUGCCUGGAAACAUCUCAGAGGGAAAGGUAUGUACAUUUCUGAUGAUGUACCGCACCCACUGCCAGCGCAUUCUGGACACGGUCAUCCGGGCCAGCUUCGACGAAGUGGAAACCUACCUCCUCCAUUUCUGGCAGGGGAUGCCGCCCCACAUGCUGGGCGUGCUAGACUCCGCUACAGUCGCUGAUAUCGUCGGCCUGUGCGACUCCAUAUUGUACAAGGCCAUUGCUGGGGUACUCAUGCCGUCCGUUACGCAGACCAUACCGGAGAGCCUGACCCAGGUCAUCGGCUCGUUUGUCCGCAGACUGGAGGACUGGCUACGCGACGCGCUGGACCAGCUUCCGGAAUCUCUCUGCAACACCAAAUUCACGAUGGCCAGGUACUUCUCGCGUCUGAUUCAGCGCCAGGGGUCUCUCAACCAUCUCUGCCAGGCCUCCAAAGCAACCAUCCAGACCAGUGACGUCACGUCUCAGAUGGCCGAUGAUUGGUCCCUGAUCGACCACGUGACGCUACGUAGCCAGACGCUGUACGCCGUGCAGGACAUGGCGCCUGCGCCUCAGCUAGCCCAACUGUGCGAGGAAUUCGGUGGCCUUUUAGAGGAGCAAUCGUCACUCGAGGCCUACACUGACUGGCUUGACUCUCUACUCGAGAAGUGCGUGGAAAAGCAUCAACAAGGUCAAGGGUCAAGCAGCGUGUGUCAGAGGGCACGGCGGUUCAUGCUCAUUUGGUCCUGUUUGAGCACAAAGGUCAUGAGAGACAUGACGCUCCACAGCUCCCCAAGUUUCGGUUCGUUCCAUCUUCUCCACAUGACACUGGAUGAGUACGUACACUACAAGAUGGAGCUGAUCCACACUCAGGAGCGAGCCGACAGCUUACUGCGCAGACUCAAAGGAGAAACGCAGGGAGCCUUCGACACUGACGACAUUUUUUCGUUGAUACCAAACUGGAGGUUGACGUCGACAAAGCCGUCCUAUCACACGCCGUGCCGACAGCAGUUUGGUGCUCAGACCACUACAUCUCUACCCGCAAAUUCGCACAGUCUGCCAGCCGACUGCUACUAUUUGAGCCGCUCAGGUCCCUCAUCAGACAUGGCCUCAAGUUACAUGACCUGCUCGGAGUCACGUGGUCCAUCUCAUGUUCCGGGCAUGCAACAGUCGCCGGCAGCGGGUUCACAUUUGGCGAGUCUCAGCGAGUUUGGCGACUAUCCCCCUUGGUCGAUUUACAGCUCAGAAAAUAGUGCCUUCACGCCCGUGACUAGUAAUACCGACUGUGCAACCGCCAAAGCGCCUUACCCAAACAACCCAUUCAUGGUGCAGGACGCUCCGCGCGACCACCCAUUCCAUGCAACAUCGGCAUUUACUUCCAGUUGCUAUCAUGGCGACGGUGUCUGUACCAGUGACGCCCAGAAAGACCCCUGCCUCGACUGUGAUGCAGCGCUGUCAAGGAGCAGCUUUGAAAACCAGUCGGAACCGGUCGGAGCCAGAUACGUUCGUCGACUUCCACCGGCGCCGAGUGAUGCAACUUGCGCUCUGAUGGACGGUCACCAGCUUGUUUCAGAUACUCCCUAUCAUCUCAACGACAGGGAGUUUCACCACUUUGCGAACUACGCCCAGCACCAGGAACCCUUUCACACAUCGACCCAUGCAAAUGAGUACAGACAUUACGGUUCAUCACUGUGCAGUUAGCCUCAUCCGCGCAGGGUUGACUAAAUAAUUUCAAAUUCAAUCCUUAAGGUACAUUCGGGUGUUCCACUGUGGUUUUCCUAUUUUGUAUUUCCAAAUACAAAAUAGGCCAAAAAAAAUAGGCCGAAAAAAAUAAGUCGG
Messenger RNA from Patiria miniata (bat star), 2787 nucleotides. RefSeq names its product transcription factor RFX4-like. NCBI's taxonomy places the organism in Eukaryota, Metazoa, Echinodermata, Asteroidea, Valvatida, Asterinidae. The record is from RefSeq and is a predicted model, not a curated record. The transcript has 16 exons. Bases 1 to 2649 code for a protein of 882 amino acids. Gene Ontology annotation, molecular function: RNA polymerase II cis-regulatory region sequence-specific DNA binding; DNA-binding transcription factor activity, RNA polymerase II-specific. Gene Ontology annotation, biological process: regulation of transcription by RNA polymerase II.